AUGAGCGUACCAGGCCGAAUCAUCGGUACUUGGCUGCCAUAUGCCUUGUCUGUUGUAUCGCUGAUUUGUAUGGUCUUCGUCGCCGUCGGCUGUACGAGCCCUGCGGCUCCCGCUAGCAAGCUCUAUUUCAUGAAGGCAAGGGACUGCGACGUGGAGAGCGAUGCAGCCGAUACAAUCGCGGCGGCUGCUAGCACCGUCAACAAAACUCUCACGGAGGCGGUAGACACUACGCUAGGUAAUGCCAAGUCUAAUUUACCAGACUUCUAUCUAGUCGGUCUUUGGAGCUACUGCAAUGGGACGUAUAGCGGCAACACCUCGGUUAUCCACAAUUGUACCAGUCCGAGCCCCUCGUUUUGGUUCGACUUUGCCAGUGUACUUGGUCUAGAGAGUUCCUGGGUGAGCAAGAUUUUUCCAACUGCCCUACAGGACGCCAUUCAGUAUUAUCAUCGUUUCACACAAUGGGCAAUCACUGCUUAUCUGAUUGCUCUGAUCUCGACCGGUCUUGUCCUAUUGAGUGGGUUGACCGCCGUAGCCUCGCGGUGGGCCAGCCUGGUAACAAGCUUCUUUGCAAUGGUUGCAAUGUUCGCGUCCUUUGGAGCCACUCUGACCGCGUGUCUGAUCUAUGCUACUCUUGUUGGCGGCCUGAAAGCUGCAUCGGUGACGCUCGGCAUCACGGCGACCCUGGGCUGGCGGUUAGUGGCCGUCAACGCCACAGCAACCCUUUGCGCCGUGGCAGCCGGAGUCGGUUGGCUAUGUUCGGUCUGCUGCUGCGCGGGUCAUCGGAAGAAGAGCGAUCGGCAGGUGUCCAACCCCGUCAAUCCUGUCAGCCCGCUCGAAAGUUCCGCCCUCAUUGAGACGACUUCAACCAGCGGUUGGCGGUCAGAUAAUCUUGCCAUCUCUGGUGAAAAGGGACUGGAUGAGCAACACCUUUCCCAGUACCGUCCGUAUCUUCAACCAUCUGCAUCGACCUUCACGGAAGAAUAGGGACUGUGUGAGACCGUUCUUUAUAACCGUCACAAGAUUUGACUGUUGAAAGUAGCUGUUUCCUCGCGUUGAUUGUGCGUAAUUACAGAUCUCAUGUUGUCAGUCACACCAUCUGCUUGAUCCACAAUGGAUUGAAAUGACUGGUGCCAGGUAAAUAUAGUACUAUAGGACUAGCAUAAAAUCAC
This is a messenger RNA of Aspergillus uvarum CBS 121591, 1169 nucleotides long. RefSeq names its product SUR7/PalI family protein. Lineage: Eukaryota; Fungi; Ascomycota; Eurotiomycetes; Eurotiales; Aspergillaceae. Bases 1 to 984 code for a protein of 327 amino acids. Gene Ontology annotation, cellular component: cell cortex of cell tip; plasma membrane. The transcript is spliced from 3 exons. Gene Ontology annotation, biological process: fungal-type cell wall organization. The record is from RefSeq and is a predicted model, not a curated record.